AUGGUUUCCUUUCGUGUGGCAAUCACUCUCUGUGUCGCCUAUUUGUCGUACUUGGCUGCGGCAGUGUCUCUCGAGGAUAUUCCAAAAUGCUCUCUACCAUGUGUUAUUCAGAUCAUGAGCAAUCCAGCAGUCGCCAAUUCGAGCAUCGAAGCCAUGUGCGCAGCUAGGGAUAUGGAAAAAAUGAUACAGGAUUGCAUUACAGACAAGUGCACGAUACGAGAAUCACUUGAAUUCGCCGAUUUUGUCUCGGAAGUAUGCAACUUCCCUCAAGAAGACUACCGUCCAAAGUAUCGAGCCAUCGUCAUUGCGUGGACCUGCAUCAGUCUCGUCGCAGUACUAUUAUUAAUCGCUUCUAAAAUAUUCGUCGCGACGCCUUGGGGACUCGACGAUACCUUUUCUAUUCUUACCUUUUGUAUUAUUGUCCCUUGCACAAUCUUUUUUCUUCGGACAACCGAUGAUGGGUUUGGGUCCACCCAGGCAUUAUAUCAAUCUGCCAACUUCAGCCCUUUACUCAAGAACAUAUUUGUCUGGCAGAUACUUUUCAUCGCUGGCCUGGCCUGCGCAAAGACCUCUAUUCUCCUCUUCUUUUUGAGAAUCUUCCCGGGUCACAAGUUCAGGCGUAUGGUUUGGUUAACACUCGCCUUCAACACUAUCACCACGAUAGCCCUUCUCGUUGUCCAGCUUACGGUAGGACGCAUCGUCGAGUUGGUUUGGGAUCGUGAAGACCUUGCCGCAAGCAUGGACAAAUACAAGAAGCCCAUCAUCAUCAUAUUGGCACACUGCGCGGUCGACUUUUGCGUUGAUGCCUGGAUGCUUGUUCUGCCCAUGACCCAGCUUUACAAUUUAGGGUUGAGAACAGAUAAGAAGGUCCGGGUCAUGUGCAUGUUUGGUAUUGGAAUCUUCUUGACUGUAGUCAGUCUUGUACGUUUGAUAUUGCAGGCCAAGGUUGUCCCAAACCCUAGUGAAACAGAUAGCAAGUUGCAAUCGACAGUCGUUUGGGCCAACGUCGAACUCAACGUUGGCUUCGUGGUAGCAGUCAUGGCACCUAUCCGCCAACUGUUCCAGCUCGUCGCAGCCGGUGGAAAGCCUGGGGACGAAACCACGACAAACAGGAGCCGAUCCAGAACUGCCACAUUUGUUGAUCGGUCUCUUGUACGGAUCAAGGAUGUUGAUGAGGAAGAGUUGGUAAUACAGGAUGUUGGUAAUUUGUGUGGGACGACACUUGCUACUUCAAGUAGUAGAGGCACGACAAAAAGGCAUGACGGCGACGAUGUUGAGCUGAGUCACCUGGGAAUAAUUAACAAUGGAAAGGGACAAAAUUGA
Fusarium pseudograminearum CS3096 is the source of this 1323-nucleotide messenger RNA. RefSeq lists its product as uncharacterized. Lineage: Eukaryota; Fungi; Ascomycota; Sordariomycetes; Hypocreales; Nectriaceae. The coding region runs from base 1 to 1323 and encodes 440 amino acids. The transcript is spliced from 8 exons. The record is from RefSeq and is a predicted model, not a curated record.